AUGUCAGACUUACUUCAUAAACUAAAUUUUAAAAUAGCAGAUUCAUCACCCGAAUAUAAAACUCGACGAGCAAAUCAAAUGAUGAAAUUCUUUGCUUUUAGCGCAUUAUCAAUUUUUACAUUAAGAAUAAUAAAUAAACAAACAAUAAUUCGUCAAUAUAUUCCAACAUUAUUUCAACAAAACCAUGCCCCACCAACAUCUUGUAAUUUCACAACUGAUGCAGCAGUAGCUGUUGGAGCAGGUACGUUAGCUUGUGGAUCCAUUUCGGGAAUGUUUAUGUUUGGAAUUGCAUGGAUCUUAGAUGUUUCGAAUUUUAAAGAAUUUGGGUAUAGAAUGAAAGGAAUUAUGGGAGGGAAUGAAAAUUUAAAAAAAUUGAGUGAAAUGGAAAUGGAUGAAGAACUGAGAUCUGUUCAAGAUGGAUUAAAUGAUUUAUUGGAUGGGAAAUAUGAUGUUGAUUAUGAUGAAAAAGAUUUAAUUAAUAAAAUUAAUGAACAUAAGUCUGGUUAA
Lodderomyces jiufengensis is the source of this 507-nucleotide messenger RNA. RefSeq lists its product as uncharacterized. The record is from RefSeq and is a predicted model, not a curated record. The coding region runs from base 1 to 507 and encodes 168 amino acids. NCBI's taxonomy places the organism in Eukaryota, Fungi, Ascomycota, Pichiomycetes, Serinales, Debaryomycetaceae. The transcript has a single exon. Gene Ontology annotation, cellular component: mitochondrion.